Messenger RNA from Hermetia illucens (black soldier fly), 3107 nucleotides. RefSeq lists its product as uncharacterized. Lineage: Eukaryota; Metazoa; Arthropoda; Insecta; Diptera; Stratiomyidae. The transcript has 6 exons. The record is from RefSeq and is a predicted model, not a curated record. The coding region runs from base 1357 to 2475 and encodes 372 amino acids.
CCACAGUGCAAGCUAUUAUCUUCGUACGGAGAGUGAGUGCCUCAGGCGCUGGAACUGAGAGUCAUACACGCUCUACACUUAUCGUACGUAGUCGCGGAUUCGCUUACUAAUAGUAUAAACUUACUCCGUAGAUAUAAUCGCGCAAGUGCUUACAUAUGCCGUGGUACAGACUAUCGGCUAGGAACCCGCUCGUCUAGUUCGCUAGCGUCCACUAUCCGAGUGCGAGUAUCUAAUGGGGAACUGAUGUUGAACGGGUUCUGUUUUUGUCAUCCGGAGAUGCAUUGGUGAUCCACCACUUAAUGUUGUCUGAAUUGCGUGAUCGCCAGGCCAGCUUGCGGAGCGGAGUGUUUUGGAUCGGAAUCAUAUUGCGGGGUAUUUUGUCGCACGAGGAGGUUCAGUGUAAUUCAGCUCUUUGGGGCUAGCUCCUCUGUCUGCAUAAAAUCUCACAGUGAAAAUUACAUCAUUGUCGUAUGAGCGAUAAGACGAAGCGUCUAUUAUUGUUUCGCGAUAGCGGCUUAUCUCUGAGUUUAGCAAGAUUACCUCUGCAGCCGAAAACAGACUAUCGUUUCGGAAAGUAUCUGUGUACGGUCUUCCCGUAAAAAACGGGUAUGUGCGUCUUAGCUUAAUAACCGCGCUCGCAGGAGAAACCCUUCAAUGAAAUCACGUGAUCUUCUGUGUACGUAACUAGUGGCAUGCCUCUGAGUCGGGUUUGACUAAGUUCUGGAUGCAUCUGCCCUGGAUAGAUCCAUAAUUGUAUCUUGACUGUUCGGGAACGGGCUCAAUUAAGAGUCAACCCUAGUUAGAUUCGCUGGCAAUUCAGUGUCGUAUUUUCACUUUCUCAAAAGCCAGGUGCCCAUAGUCGUUACUCACCUGCUUGAGCAAGGUUUCUGUCAGUAUCUAGUGGAAUACCCGCAAUCGAUUAGUGAUCGCGACAACUUGUCCACAUGUCCCCGUGAUAAGUGAAGGCGAAGUUUCAACGUAUGCAUGUGAUUGCUGGCCCGAGGCAAAUUUGUCUGCAACCUUAGAGUGGAACUACUGAAGCAAAUCUCGGUUAGUUUCGCGUAAUUCCAUCGCGUCGUGAUGUGUUUUGUGUUGUAGCGCUCAGUGAUCUUCUAAAUUUGGUGAAUAAUUCAUGAAGAAUUUGGCUAGAAGGCUAUUUACAUACCGACGAGUGUACGGGCUUCCUGGAGUUGUUUGUUAAAGGUGGAAAAGUGUGAAAAUACGAACAGUUUCAUUAAAGAGUUUCCGUGAUAUCAAGCCACGAGAGAAUAUCAUGUAGUGAAAAGGUUGAUCAGUGAAUUAAUCAUAUCGUGCUGGAUGUCAGUGCCUGCGCAAAUAUUUAUGAAGUGAAUAAUAAUGUGCCGCUGUUGUCAAAGUUGCUGGGAGGAUCUCUACUGGACCUGCAUCGAGGAAAGGUUUUGCUAUGACGAGAGUAUUGCCAACUACAACCCCGAUGAAGACGAGUAUUUUGAGAAACAAAAUGGAACAGUCAACGGUGUUCAGUCGAGCGACAACAAUAAUAUGCCAAUAUGUAAUCAACCGAUAAAUAGGAAUCCUUCUGUAUUAAGCUCGAAAAUUCACGAGGACGACUAUCGUCGUGAAAUCCAAACGACAGUACCAAUUUUAGCACCUGAAAUUCUCGCCGUGUUCGCAAACUCACAAAUAUUCAACGAACACCAACCAAAAUUGACGCGGAAUGCAACGAAAAAUUAUUUACCUGGUAUUCAUGGAAAAGAUAAAGAAACAGAUGAAGAAAAAUUGAUAAAACGUUUAGAAGGGGACACCGAAAUAACAUCAACACACCAAGCUGAAACCGCUGACAAAAAACCAAUAAGCUUCACCAUAUCCCCAGACUCGCCACCAUCAGAACUUCGACGAUCACUAUCCAAUCAAAAGUUCCAUGCAAUAAUCGAGGAGGAUGCAAGCAGUGUCAGCGACAAGGAUGAGGUGAUACUACGUCCCCAAAAGAUUUCAGCUGAUCCCAACGGUAGCAACAACCAUCUGAAAGCGCCGGACUUGUUCAGCAAAAACAACCUUCGCAACGUUAAAAGUGUUCCUUACUUCCCAAUACGACCCGCUAGUGAGAAUGAUAUCUUCAUCAUAUCGGAAACAUCUAGCAGGAUAAGUAUGACUCCUGAAAUUCCAUCGAUAUCCUAUUCUACCCUACCGAAGAACUAUGAAGACACUCCUACAAUUGAAAAGUACAGGGAGUCGACGAGUUUGUAUUCUAUUCAAACCGCGAACAUGGCGAAGGCUAUGAAAGUGGAUGAUUACUCCAUGCCUAGAUAUUUCAGGAAAUCCACCCUCCUCAGUCAGAGCACUGAUAGCUUCGCGAGUAGGGAUGAUGUUCAGCAGCAACCUCAAAAGCGCUAUGAGAGGAGUAAAAGACUAAAGAAUCUUAGGGAUUCGUUGCCACCAUUAAGGAUACACUCGAUUCGCCAUAAAUUCCGUGACGAAGCGAAAAAUGUAGAUUAAAGCUAAAAUGCAAAAAAGGCUCAAUUCAUCCCGGACUGAUUGGCUGAAAAGAUUUUGACAGUAUUCAUAUCAUUUUCAUGGUGAACCUAGUUUUCUGCAUUUUUUGAGAGGCAACGUACAAAAUAAAAAGACAUGGAAAUUUCACGUUUGAAUAAGAUCACCUUCCUGGGGUUCUUGGAUGUCCAAAAGUUCCGGGUCAAGAUCCCAGUGGUGCUGUUUUGUACUCCCAUCCGAAAUAUUUGUAUAUGAUUGUGUACUUAAAAGAAAAUGCAACUGAAAAGUCUGCUCCUAUUUUUACUACGCAUAAUUGAUAAUCAAAAGUCCACUAGGCUAAGAACAACCCUUCCCACUACUUUCCGUUCGCCCCCCCCCCUCUAUUCGUUAUUUUGUAUAUUAAAGACCCAAAGAUUCAAGGCGUGUUUUCGAUUUGUUUGAAAUGAAUCUUCCUCGCUAUUUGAAGCAUUUGUCGCUUUUCUUUCCUAUUGUAUCUUUUUUAAAUACAACAAUAAAUAUAUUAUCUAAAACUUAUAACAAUAGCAUUUAAUGUGCCUUUUAUUAAGUCCAGGACGGAUAUUUGAGAAAUCAUUUUUUGGUUAAUAAUAGUUUUUAGAGAAAUAGAUACAUUUAAAAAA